ACGGAUGCGCACGCAGCGACGGUGCAGCGGAUGCGCAAAGAGCUCCAGUCCAUCCUCACACACGGCCAUAAUAACCAGCAGCCGCUCCGUUAGGAUCAUCAAAGCAGAAGCAUUACCAAAUAAUUCCUACAGAAAGCAACAUGGUUAAAUUGGGCAGUAACCUGGUGGAAAAGGUGGAAAGACAGCCAUCGCUCGAGGAUGGUUUCGACAACAUCCCCCUCAUCACUCCGCUUGAGGUCAACCAGUUACAGCAGUCAUUCCCCGACAAGGUGAUUGUGAAAACCACAACAGAAUAUCAGCUGAAGGAGAAGAAGAGGAAGCUGUAUGUGCCGAGCAUUAAGAAGCUGAACAUUAACCUUUACGAUGAGAUGUCUGAGAAGGUCAAGCUGACUGGAUUGAUCGUGAUAACCCUGGCUUUCCUGGCGUGUCUGCUGCUGUUGGUCAUGUAUAAAGCUCUAUGGUACGACCAGCUCGGCUGCCCCGAGGGCUUUAUUCUUCAGCACAGGCAUUGCACCCCGGCAGCUCUGGAGAUGUACUACCCCGACCAGGUUUCCAGGGGCAGCCUGUACACCGCCAUGACCCACCUCAACCAGGCCAAGAGGAACAUCCCAGAGAUCUCCUCCCCCUGGCUCCCGCUCAUCAGCGCUCUGAAAGAGGGCCAGAGAGCUAAGGGAGAGGGGAACCACUCAUAAGCAUACAGGGCGAAAAAAGGAAGGGGUGGGUGACGGUCAUACGCGGUAGUUUACACUGGUUGUUCGUUUAAAGGGGUGUUUGAGGCAUGAAUUCAGAUCAGGUCGAAGAAACUGGAUUACUGUAUAUGUAUGUAUUUUGUGUUUUAGACAGACUGAAUUCAGAGAGCGAGAUCCUAUUAAAGAUUAAACGUGACACACGCAUCGUCUUUAAAAGUAGUUAGAUGUGAAACUGGGAAACUUGUGGAAGCUCUUCUGGCUUCUGCAAUACAAGCGCUUUCAGCCUCUCUUCUCACGAUACUCAAUAACUUGCUUAGAAGACGAUUGUAGUUCUUAUGGCAUUUGAAAAGUCACUACGCCACUUUUCGAUGGCACAUCUCACGGUGGCAUUGUGCGUUUAAUAGCUCUGCUUGUAACUUUGCGCCAUUUGUUAGUUAGUUUCUGCUUAUGGUUUCAUUUAAAGUCAUAGCUUAGUGUAAUGAAGUGUGCGUUGGCUGUGAAUUGUGCCCUAAUGAAUUUUAGUGCAACCGUGACAGGAGUGCAUUGGCACGAUAUAGCAGUCCAAAAAACUCUUUCCUUAAUUCAACUCUUAACUACUUGUUGACUUAAAGCAGUGUGUUGUUCAUUUGAAAGAGAAAAACAAACUAUUAACUCUAUGUACACAACUUUAAACAAGACAAUUCCCCCGUUUUACGUGAUUUUUUGUACAAAUAAAUAUGAUUAAAUUAGUAAAGGAAGAAGCGAUUAGUAUGUUUGUUAUACAUUUGCAUGUUUAACCUGUUUGCGACGCCAACACAUAAUAAAGUGCAAAAAAAUAGUUAGAUUAAAAAAAUCAGUAUGUUGAAUGUAAACUAGACUAGUGGUAAUGUUUUGAUGCUAUUUCAUUUUUUUGUGUUUAUUUGUGUGCUAUUGCACACAAACCACCAGCAGCUAUUUAUGUGUUUAAUUAAUGUUGUAAAUUAUUCUUAAAGAAGUUCAAGAAUGUGAUAAACCACCUCGUAAAGGUGCGUGACCUUUCAAUCGUUUCUGUGGACAUCACUUACACGACAAAUGAAUCUGAGCUGUUCUGAAUGUAUAAAGUGACCAUGGCUGUUUGAAAUGUUUCCUCUUUAAGUUUGUUGUAUUUAUUUAUUGUGCUCAGUAUAAAUCCGUUGUGAUCUGUAAACAUUUUCAUUGUUUUACGAUUGCUACAAACGUAGAGUUUUAACAUACGCAAAGUAUUUAUGUAUUUAUCUUAUCAUUUAUCCUAUCAGUUUUAAUGCAGGAUAGAUUAAGAGACGUUCUUGCAAAUUAUAAUUCCUGGAGUAUUAAUAGUCAUAUCUGUGUGUGACAAACUUGGAUUCAUCCUCAGUGUAUGAUAACAAAAUAAAGGUUUCAGUAUUCACCA
This is a messenger RNA of Triplophysa dalaica, 2076 nucleotides long. RefSeq names its product calcyon neuron-specific vesicular protein (gene caly). The coding region runs from base 141 to 692 and encodes 183 amino acids. The record is from RefSeq and is a predicted model, not a curated record. Gene Ontology annotation, cellular component: membrane; endosome. The transcript has 5 exons. Gene Ontology annotation, molecular function: clathrin light chain binding. Gene Ontology annotation, biological process: clathrin coat assembly; G protein-coupled dopamine receptor signaling pathway; endosomal transport. Lineage: Eukaryota; Metazoa; Chordata; Actinopteri; Cypriniformes; Nemacheilidae.